Messenger RNA from Penicillium riverlandense, 810 nucleotides. RefSeq lists its product as uncharacterized. The transcript has 3 exons. The record is from RefSeq and is a predicted model, not a curated record. Bases 1 to 810 code for a protein of 269 amino acids. NCBI's taxonomy places the organism in Eukaryota, Fungi, Ascomycota, Eurotiomycetes, Eurotiales, Aspergillaceae.
AUGGAAGAUGAGGGAAGCCGUGCCAUCAUCAUUGUCACAGCCGUGUUCUUGUUUUUUUCUCUGGUCGCUGUCUCCCUUCGAUGCUUCGUUCGUUUGAAAAUUGUGAAGGCAUUUGGACGCGACGAUGCUUUAAUGGUGACAGCAGCGAUCUUGAAUAUCGCAUUCGCCACGUGUGGUAUUGUGGGCGCUACAAAUGGAAUGGGGAAAAAGGCGUCAUAUCUAGCUCAUCGACCGAAUCUGGCUCGACGGGGCUUGUUGUGCUGGUGGCUAGGACAGAUCUUCUACAUAUUCACUUGCACGAUCGCUAGGCUGUCUAUUGCUGUCACUCUUCUCCGGCUGGCCGUUGAACGCAUUCAUUCAUGGAUUCUCUACGGAGUAAUGGGAUUAUCCACUGCCGUGGGAAUGGUAUUUCUUUUCUUCUCCAUUUUCCAAUGCGAGGCAGUCUCAUGCUUCUGGACUCGCUUGCCAACAGGAUGCCAAUGCGUCAACGAGGGAAUCCUCCUCGGCAUUGUCUAUAUGUAUAGCGGCGUGGCGACCCUGUGUGAUUUCACACUUGGCUCUCUCCCCGUUCAUAUGAUCUGGAGGGUCCAAAUGGAUCGUCAAACAAAACUUGCCGUGUCAGGACUUCUGAGUAUUGCAUGCGUGUUCGUUCUCCAUGCCGAUUUCCUCAUUUUGGACCAAUUGCUAAUUCAGGUUCUUCUCAGAGCGAGCACUGCUGUCAUCGUUCGAAUCCCAUUCCUACAUUACGCCAGCAGUCCAGAUUUCCUCCGUGAGUUUAUCACAGCGCCCUUUCCGCUAUACUGGUUCUAA